Messenger RNA from Acipenser ruthenus (sterlet), 2868 nucleotides. Its product is annotated as PAK4-inhibitor INKA2-like. Lineage: Eukaryota; Metazoa; Chordata; Actinopteri; Acipenseriformes; Acipenseridae. Bases 424 to 1488 code for a protein of 354 amino acids. Gene Ontology annotation, cellular component: nucleus. Gene Ontology annotation, molecular function: protein kinase binding; protein serine/threonine kinase inhibitor activity. The record is from RefSeq and is a predicted model, not a curated record. The transcript is spliced from 2 exons.
CUCUGCACUGUAUAGGAUAGACAGCUUCAACACCAUUGGACGCUGGCACAUUCUCUCAGCGUGCUUGCAAACCCAGGCAUAGAAGAGUGCAGUUAGACUAGAGUCGCAGACCGGACUGACCCAGCGGCGCACGGCCAGAAUAUUAAUUUCGCCAGUCAGGCGGAGACGCUUUUAAACAUUGACUGACUGACGGGACACUAUCAAAGAGGGAAUCUCAGUGAGCCUUCAAACGCAGUUUUAAUCACAUUAAUGACUGCUUUUUGAAUAAAGAAACCCGGGAAGACGUGUAGUUAGUUUUACAAUUUACCAACGGGAGACUUGAGAGACACGGGAAAACAAACAUCGUUCAAAGGGAUACGUGAAGCGCACCAUCGGAUCUGAGACGACCUUUCUUUAAUAUGCGAUUUCUGUCCAUUUAAAGAAAUGGCACGCCAACUUUCCAAACCUGAGAGAAAGACCAUGGACACCUGCUUACGACGUUUAAAACAGGAGCUGCUCUCAAUGAAGGAGUCUGGGGACGGCCUGCAUGAUCAGAUGAACAGUAUGAUGGGAGCCCUGCAGGAGCUGAAGCUUCUCCAGCUCCAGAGCGCUCUAGAGCAGCUGCAGAUCUCCGAGAGCCAGAGCCAGCUUCCAGCCACGGAGGAAAUAAAAAACAGGCAGGAAGACUGGAGAGUCCUGAGGCCAAGCAGCUUUCAUACUCCCAGACCUGCUUCUUGUUCCCCAUCAGGGCCUGUAAGCUCCUCAAAGCACGUGCUGUGUGCGAGAGAUGAAGCUGGGAUGAUGCCUUCAAGCGAGGUCCACAGUGGAAGCUCCCACCACGGCAGCCGGGUGUCCUCAGCACCCAGUGAAAAGGAAUCUCCAAGCCCCAUUGGAUCAUCAACUGUGGAUCUUCACAAUUGCCCUCCCCAGGCUGUGGAUCUUCAAGCCAUCAUGCAGAACCUUUCCAGAGAAGCCUCUUUGAUGGAUAAGGGAGUCCCAGAGAGCAUGGAUGAUUCAAACGACUGGACCUCUUCUCUGCUGUGUCAGAGUCGCAACAGGCAGCCUCUCGUUUUGGGGGAUAACAUUUUUGCUGACCUGGUUGGAAACUGGUUGGAUUUGCCAGAGCCAGAGAAAAAGGCAUUGGAGGGAGAAAGAAACGAUCAUCCUUUGAGUGUGAGCAAAUCUCAAGAGAUCAUCAAGAAGUUCUCAUUGACUGCUAAUCUUUUUAAGAAGUUCCUCAGGAGUGUGCGCCCAGACAAGGAGAAACUGCUCAAGGAAAAGCCUGGCUGGAUGUCGGUGGAGGAACAGGGGACAGAGAUCUCCAAAAGACCUAAAAAGUCGGUGAAACAGAAGGGCACUUUCUACCUCCCUUUCUGUACUCAGAGCAAAAGCAGGAAAGUCCCACAGCCUUCAGAAGAGAAGAAACCUGGUACUUACAUCACAAGAGGGUCUGAUGCCGUGGAGAAAGUGCAGCCUGUGUUUGAUUACAACACAGCUGUUUGGGUCUAAUGAAACUACAACCUCCAGAUCUGGCAAAAACAGAUUACUGAUUCGAUACUCCAGUCUUCCAAAUGUAUAUACUGUAAAAUACAAUACUGUCACAAGAGACUACAGCAUCUGCACUUAGGCCUGGGAGUCCGGUCAGUGUUUCUCACAGUAUGGGCAAUAAGAUAGUUCAGCGUGCUGGGAGAUGCAUUGCAUGCUUGCUAAUCCGGUCAGUGUUUCACACAGUAUGAGCAAUAAGAUUGUUCAGCGUGCUGGGAGAUGCAUUGCUACAACAAGAUACUCAGAAGGACUUUUGUCUCAGUGACCAGCACAGAAAGCCAUUACCUCACAAUACUGCACUCAGUAAUCUAUUUAAACCAAGUAGUUAAAGCACAUGAGGAAACAUUGUGACAGGAGCUGAGUCAAUAAGGGCCUUUCCGAUGAUACUGUGACCUUUACAUCAACGUAAAGAGCUUUACCUUUAAGCACUGCAGUAAAUAAACUGUCCUGUAGUCAAUUAGCUGUCCCGUAUGCUGUUAAUGGAUUAUUGAACUUGAAGUUUUCCCAAGCAAGGUAUCCAGACAUGAAUGACAUCUCUGUUAAACUUGGGGACACCAGUUAGAUGUAGGAAGUGGAACGGCUAAAAGUCCUUUCUUGUUUGAUGUUGUCUUCUUUUCGUCCUUUGCUUUUUAAGGAGAGUUGUGGCGCUACAGAAGUCUUAAAAAGUCCGCCUGUGAUCCAGUUACAUGUUAACGGAGGGGAAGGUUAACGUAUGCUCAGCAUGACACAGCAGAGACUCUGGCCUUGAGUCCCACGAACACACGAGCGGAAUUUGAAGAGGGGUUCUGGUGCAUUACAGGGUGUUUGGAAAUCAAGACUACAGUAGAACCUGUCACAGCUGAUUGAACUGGUUCCAGGACUCCAGCCCCAUUUACAAAAAGCAAGGAUCCUCAACUAUAGCAGGCUUCUCUAAUACAUGUGUUGCUUCUUGUCUCCCUUUUCUUUAAUAAAGAAUCACAGCCACACAUUUCACAAGACUUGCUGCUUGUACUGCAGCCCUACAGAACUCCCUCUUCUGCCUUUCACCUUUGCACUCUGACCUUUCACUGUUCCGACCGUCUUGUUCAGGUUCCGGAGUGACGUUCAGUCACCUCCUCUAAGGCCGAUGUAACCUUGCUGGGCAAUGUUAACCAUGAGCCUUUUCAAUCUGUUUCCCCAGACUGUUCAACGAUGCCAAAUGCUACCUUCUGCUCAAACACAGAAUAACAAACACAUUUAAACCUUUUUUGUAAUUCAUGUUUGAUUACCUAAAAAUGUAAGCACAUGAACUGUUUGUGGUACGUUUCUUUGUCCUUUGUACUGUAAAUAAAAUAUGUUUCAUGCAGAUUUCUUUGUUAUCUCGCU